GAUGCGCGCGCAAGUUUUCCUGAUAAUUAUAGUAUAAAAGACACGGAUUUCAGCUAACACCACAAUUCGUCACCAGCUAGCCAGCAAUAAACACCACAUUAUUUAUAUUGAAGAUGUCUUCAUUAAAUAUGUGCGUGUUCGUGCUGUGCUUCAUCCUGCUCGCUGUUACAGAAGGUCGUGUUAUUAGGACCAAAGAGUUCCCGUUACCAGCCGAGGGCAUCACCAUGGAGUUCUUAGUGAAGGAUAAAUCAGAUAUGGCUCAUCCUUUAUCAACAUUGAAGAUUGAUAUCGACCACCUAGUGAAGAAAAUUACGGUGACCCAAUCAGUAAACUUUCCGAAAGAACAAGAUUUUAAACGAAGAACUCAUCCGAUUGUGACAUUGGAGGAUCGUUUCGGAGUUAAAGAUGGCAAAUGUCCUUCUGGACGUGUACGAAGGUUGGGAAUUUGCGUUCCUGAUGACGACUACUAAAUUAUACUUGAUAAUCGAACGUGUUUAAUCGACAAUAGCCGCUGUAAAGUUAAGUGUACACUAGUGUUGUGAUUAGAGCAAUACCUUAAAUCAUGUGUCUUUAAGAUCUACAAUCCUCGAGUGCCUUCAAUCCAUAAGUCGAUGUUGAGCCGUAAGUUCUGGUUGAAUACUUAUUGUUUAAAAGGUCAGCAAAAUACUAGCUUUAUAAAAACAACUUAUGGAAAUAAAUAAUGAGUAUACAAAUACGUUUGAUAAUCAUUUGUAAUCUGAAUUACUAUAAGAACAUCCAUAAUGUUUUUUGAAUAAUUAAAAAUAUGCAUUUCAUAAA
This is a messenger RNA of Manduca sexta (tobacco hornworm), 798 nucleotides long. RefSeq lists its product as uncharacterized. NCBI's taxonomy places the organism in Eukaryota, Metazoa, Arthropoda, Insecta, Lepidoptera, Sphingidae. The record is from RefSeq and is a predicted model, not a curated record. The transcript has a single exon. The coding region runs from base 114 to 470 and encodes 118 amino acids.